This is a messenger RNA of Yamadazyma tenuis ATCC 10573, 771 nucleotides long. RefSeq lists its product as uncharacterized. Gene Ontology annotation, biological process: positive regulation of mitochondrial translation. The record is from RefSeq and is a predicted model, not a curated record. Lineage: Eukaryota; Fungi; Ascomycota; Pichiomycetes; Serinales; Debaryomycetaceae.
AUGCAGCAGACAGACCUUAUCUCGUCUAAAGAGUCUACCGGCACCGCGGAGAAGAAAGAAUUGAUUAUUCUUUCGAAUGGAACCGUUAUAGGAUGGAACUUUGGCGAACAACAACUCCUAGAAGUGGCUCCCCGGCUAUCAUCUGCGCUUGAUGAGCAAUACGCCUAUGAGAGUGACGAAUUUGACUUCAUCGAACUUGAGCAGCUUCCUCCCAAUCCCAAGAGCAACGGAAACUCGUACAUGAUUAACGAUAUUAUUCUUAUUCAGAAUGUCACCGAAGAAAAGAAGAUCCUAGAUAAGGUGGCCUUCUCGAUCGGAAUGUCUCGUUCGACCAGGGUAUCCAUUUUGGAGGACAAUCUCGAACAGUUUCUUAAAAUCACCAGACGCAACUCAGAUAGACUCUCCAAAGGCCUUCCUGUGACCGCCAGUGAGCACGACGUGCUCCAGCUCACCGGUAAAUUGUUCUUGCUCCGAGGCAAGUUGAAUCUCUAUAACGAGUUGAUUGAUACGCCAGACUUAUACUGGAGUGAGCCUACGCUUGAGAAAAUCUACCAGCAAAUUUCCACCAGUUUGGAUAUCAACUGGCGAAUUUCGAUUUUGAACCGCAAACUCGACUACGCCACAGAUGAACAACGGGCGUUUUUGAGUUUCUUGAACGAACGCAAGGGUACCCGUCUUGAGUGGACAAUUAUCAUCUUAAUCCUCAUCGAAGUGGGAUUUGAAACAUACCGAUUCUGGCAGGACACACGACCAGGGUCUUCUUCGGAAUAA